CUAGUUACGCAGGUAGAAAGCGGCUCCCCGCAAUACUACAGCACUUCCGUUUUCAUUCUUUGCAUUGAACAACAAGUCUAUUCCUAUCGCGGAUCAUAUGCGACCCAUUAUUAUUUCGAAAAAAAUUUUUAUUAUAAGAAGCUUCAUCUUGCUAGGCUUCGCCGUGCAACUCCCAGCGCUUUGAGAUGGAGACCGUUCCGCUGACCUUAGCACAUACGCAUGCGCGUAAUGCCCUGCUGGAGACUCGUAAAUCUAACCCGGUAGCUGCGAGCGAAGAGCAUGACUUGGCCGCGGGGGAAUUUGCAACUGCUUCUCAGAACUGUGUGGACGCCUAUGCUCUGCGAACUUUGAAACUACUUGAAGAAGAGCAUAAGCGACUCGCCGUCCUUCUGCGAUCUCAGCAUGAGCAUCCCCAGCGCACAGCAUCUCCGGAGCUAUCGACAUCAUCUCCACCCCAGAAAAAUGCCCAAACCGAGUUGCCUCCAUUAUCUAAACCUGCACCGACAACCUCACAACACACGGGAGCAGGUGAAUCGCCGCAACAGCCCCCGAGACUGCCCGGCCACAACCGUAAGCUACAGAGAGAAUCGUCCUCCAUAGCGAGCAACCUAGCUUCAGCUAGGGGCAUUCCUGCUAAUCCUCGUCGAGGCUCUCCCGUAUCUCCAACCUUGUCAGCACAGCAUGCUGGUGGCCAACUUAGCGAUUCUCCCUCUCGAACAAAGCCAACUGAAGGAAGACUCCGAGAGCGAGGUGGCCGCGUAGUGCCAGCACCUAAGCAACCAUGGUCGCCCCCGUCAAUCAGUCCAACAGAAAUCACGUCACGCCAGGUUAUUCCUGCAGAUGCUUACGAUGCUCAAUCAUCAAAAGGCCGUUUUGCAGCAGUUGAUGAGCCAUUUCAACGAUUCUACUCCACCUUUGAGGGACUUAUCUCUAAGAUAUCCGCGCCCCUAGCAUUUGCUGGACUGCCCUUGGGAGCCGAUAAUAGCGAAACCACCCGUCAGAAAUCAUCUGCUGAAACUAAACUUGAUCGAAACAACGCAAUCUCAGAUCGUCCUAGUGCAUCUGUGGAGGGAGACAUCAACCAUCUGUUUUCACGAGCUGCUUUGAGGGCGGUACGAGAUGCGAAUGGAGGCAUGCCGAGCAAUGCAGCCGAGUCAUUCUACGUUGUACCAACGACAGGCGGCACAGUUUCCUAUGCCGGCAUUUUAUCCCGUGCGGAAAAAGAAGCUCGCCGGAAUAGCAUGGACGAUGGCGGAGAUGAAGAUUUCGUCGAUGCCCGUGAGACACCAUCUUCGCCUGAGCUAUUACAAAAUCUUGCAUCGAGUAAAACAGCAAAAGGCUCGCGCGGAUAUGAAAAGAGCACCAAAACAAACGAAGAGUUAUGCCUGGAAAACGAAGCAUUAAAGCAGCUUACUGACCAAUUAUCGAAACGACUUCAUAUGUGGGAAGUCAACGCUCAGUCCUCAUCUUUGGCCCUGCAACAAUCCCUAAAAGCGAUUCAUCAUCAGCAACACGUCAAUACAUCAUCGCCAACAGCAUCUUCUGCAAUCCCGGCACCUAUAGCUAUACCAGCAACUAAUGACCAUGAGAAACGAAUCAAAGAGCUCGAAGAACUGGUCCGAAGCUCUAAAAAGGAAGCAGAAAAAAUAACUCGCGAGAACGAGAAACUCAAAGUUGUGCUAGGUCGAUAUCGUGAAAGGUGGGAGAAACUCAAAGAAGGCGCGAAGACUCGAAGGAAUGCCGAUGUUGCUGCUGGGCCUGGUGGCACGCCAAGCAUGAAUCAGGGGGAAGAUGAUUUAUCUGUUACUCCAGUUCAGACUCCAAAAAUUCCAAAUGACAGUGGCAAUGCGGAGGAUUCUUGACUCUCCACGAGUGUACAUACAUAUAUACCGUGGUUAGUUGUAGUUACGUGUAACAGGAUUCCAAGUUCAUAGCAAAUGAAACAAGACGGCAAAAAUCAUCCAUGCAAGUGCUCACA
Talaromyces proteolyticus is the source of this 1978-nucleotide messenger RNA. RefSeq lists its product as uncharacterized. NCBI's taxonomy places the organism in Eukaryota, Fungi, Ascomycota, Eurotiomycetes, Eurotiales, Trichocomaceae. The transcript is spliced from 3 exons. The coding region runs from base 186 to 1862 and encodes 558 amino acids. The record is from RefSeq and is a predicted model, not a curated record.